AUGUCUGCCUUUCAGAAACCCCCACAGGCAGGCUUGCUAGACUACAGCUCAGCUCGGUCCCUGAAUGAUGGCUCGUUUUCCAACUACCAGGGGUCGUAUCUGACUUCGUCGCUCGUCCCAUCUCCUAUGCCAGACCAGGCCAGUCAAAUAUCCGAUGGUGUUUCAUAUCUUGCGAGUCACGAGUAUGCUAGCUCUUACGGGGAGGCUCCGUCUCCCAUGUUGAAUGCGGAGUCCCGUCAGUUGCCCGAGAUCAACUCGUAUUCUCCUAUCAGAGGACCCGAAGGAACAAAAGUGUUUGUGGAGAUUCAGACUCCGUAUGAUCUUCACAACACACCGUACGCCCAUUCCUACCUCGUUUUCGGCAGCAAGAAAUGCGAAUGCAUUCCCCAUUUUGUCGGCUUCAACGGCCCAAAUUUCACAUACGCCCUGUCUGUCGAGGCUCCUCAGUUCAUUGCCACUGGAUGCCCCUCCUUUGCUGUUCCCUUGCAAGUGGCAAUGGGCAGCCAAGACGAAUGUGCCGCUACAACCCUCCAAGUUGGCGUCUAUACUUACGAACAGCCUUCCCACCCUUCGCCAUCGGACGAAUCGCGCAAGAGACGCAUGGAGUCUUUCUCGGACAACACCGUCCCCAGACCAUCCAAGAGAUGCUCUGUGCAACAGAUGCCGGCCAACGAAACACCAGAGAACUACCAAUACCAAGAUCAUCGCUCUGCCUCUUACUCACCUUACGUCCAGUCCCUUCCUACAAUGAAUGGUGGAUUCGUCACCCCUUACCAUGCGGCUCCAUCACCCAGGGUUGGCCAGGUGCAAUACUCGACCGUGUCGGCCACGCCUCAGCCCAGCAUUCGAGCGCCAUCUCCUCUCACCCCCUCGUGGAGCCCAUCUUUUGUCCCGGUCAGCAGCGAUGUCAGAAACUCUAACCUUGCCAUCGCCCACAGUCUCCGUCAACAGAAGCCAUCCUCGCCGGCCGGACGCCACAACCCCACUCUGAUCCGGACAUCUACACUGCAGCAUGGCAACGGCAUUGGUCAGACCCAAACAUUCAACCCAUACGCCAUCUAUCCUUCCAAGGCCAUCUUGAAGCUCAAUGGCGACCUCGAUUCAAUGACCGAGAACUGGAGCAAAGAGGAGCGGGACGCCAAACGGCGCCUGGUUCAGUUCACCCGAAUGCAAAGUGGCAGCACCAUUCACGCAGAUUUCAAACCCGUUGCCCCUGAGGAUCGAGCACCCAACAGCAUCUGCAUUAGCUGCAUCCACUGGGAUGGCAAGGACGAAUGCUUCGUGACCAGCGUGGAUACCAUCUACCUGCUCGAGUCGCUUGUCGGAGUUCGAUUCACCGUCGAAGAGAAAAACCGAAUUCGACGAAACUUGGAGGGAUUCCGACCCCUCACUGUUUCCAAGGCCAAGCAAGACAGCGAGGACUUCUUCAAAGUUAUCAUGGGAUUUCCCGCACCAAAGCCCAGGAAUAUCGAGAAGGAUGUCAAGGUUUUCCCAUGGAAAAUUCUGAGCCAUGCUCUGAAGAAGAUCAUUGGCAAAUACUCUGCUAGCUACUCCUCUACCGCUGCCGCUUUGCCGACACCUAUCGGUUCGAACUACGCCAGCAAUGGAACUGGUUCGGACUCUGGAACCGAACACAACGCUGGAUCGCCCCAGUCCAUGUCAGACACAGCCCCCUCGAGCACCUAUGGACCCAGCAUGGCAACACCCGCAUAUUCCCCUCACACAGAUCACUCUGUACCUCCGAUGAACGGUGCCCCUGAGCUGCGGACUGUUUUGCCAGCCGUUAGCCAGCCCUACCAUUCCGUCCCCGCGCCUUACGCAUAUCCCACCGUCUGCCAGCAGCAAAGUCUUCCUGCUCUCACUGCAUCAGUCAACAGGGCUUCUUGGGAUCUGAACUCCCUUGUCAACCACCCCGCCAGCGCACCCCAGAGCACCUACAAUUAUAUGGGCCAGGUGCCUUAUCCUCUCCACGACCAGCCUCAUGGUCCCUGA
Messenger RNA from Aspergillus wentii DTO 134E9, 1992 nucleotides. It is a transcript of the gene medA, whose product is annotated as transcriptional regulator medA. The record is from RefSeq and is a predicted model, not a curated record. Lineage: Eukaryota; Fungi; Ascomycota; Eurotiomycetes; Eurotiales; Aspergillaceae. Gene Ontology annotation, cellular component: nucleus. Bases 1 to 1992 code for a protein of 663 amino acids. The transcript has 3 exons.